Gongylonema pulchrum is the source of this 273-nucleotide messenger RNA. NCBI's taxonomy places the organism in Eukaryota, Metazoa, Nematoda, Chromadorea, Rhabditida, Gongylonematidae. The record is from the annotation of a GenBank genome assembly.
GGUUGGGUGUGCUUGGAUGAUAAAGAUAACGAAUGUUACUACGAUGCUGAUGAUAGCAUUGAAUGUUACUACGAUGCUAAUGAUAGCAUUGAAUGGAUGACUACGCUUUUUCUUACUUCUGGCUUCUUUCAGAUUUGCUGUUUUGCUGAUAUGGUUGAAGCAUUUUUAAUUAAAACCUCGGCACUCUUUCGGUACCGUAUUUUCAUCGUUAGUUAUUUUUUGACUGGGAUAGCAAUUGACGUCAAAUUUUUCUAUAGCUUUCUGGCGCCAUAG